AGGAAGCUCAGUUCAUCUAAGCGGUCUGUCAGUGAGUAGACUUGGUGCUAGGAAUUAUUAGUAGAAGUAUAUCAUAGGACUUGAAAUGACUGAGUUUUAUAUUGUUAAAACAUCGUACUGUAUGAAGAUUUGAGUGGACAUAAACGGAGACAGGGAAUUGAAGAUUUCCAAAUGGUGCUGUUAGCAGAAGAAAACGAACCACCUGUAACUACGAAGUGGCCCCGGGUGACAAAGUUUAUUUUGUCUGCUUGCGCGGCUGCUGUUGCUGAAAUAGUCACUUUCCCACUUGACCUGACAAAGACACGGCUGCAGAUCCAAGGUGAGACUGCACUUUGUCGCCAUGGAGAUGGAGGCCACAAAGGGACCCCAUACCGGGGAAUGUUGUCUACGGCUGCUGGGAUUGUUCGAGAGGAAGGUCUGUUUAGACUGUGGCAGGGGGCCACACCAGCCAUCUACCGACAUGUGGUGUAUUCUGGGGUCCGGAUGGUUUCUUAUGAACAGCUUCGGGAGUCAAUGCUGGGCAGGAAUGAAGACACCACUUUUCCUUUUUGGAAAUCAGUACUGGCAGGGAUGCUGGCUGGUGCGAUCGGUCAGUUCUUUGCCAGCCCGACAGACCUGGUGAAGGUUCAGAUGCAGAUGGAGGGACGGCGCAGAUUAGAAGGGAAACCACCCAGAAUCCGCGGAGUGUACCAUGCCUUCGUGAAGAUAAUUUCUGAAGGGGGUAUUCGUGGACUGUGGGCAGGAUGGGUUCCAAAUGUACAGAGGGCUGCCUUGGUCAAUUUAGGAGAUCUUACUACAUAUGACACAAUGAAACACUUUUUGUUGAGAAACACAUCAGUGGAAGACAACUAUAUCUGUCAUGGAUUGUCAAGCAUAUCUUCAGGCCUGAUAGCAGCCAUACUUGGGACCCCAGCUGAUGUUGUAAAAACCAGAAUUAUGAAUCAGCCCAGGGAUGCUCAUGGGAGGGGUUUACUCUACAGAUCUUCUACUGACUGCCUCAUUCAAUCUGUGAAAGGCGAAGGAUUCAUAUCUUUGUACAAAGGAUUUAUACCCACAUGGAUGAGAAUGGCUCCCUGGUCCUUGACAUUUUGGCUUACCUUUGAACAAAUUAGACGAAUGAUAGGAGUCAGUUCAUUUUAGAACCUUCCAUUCAUGUCGCAGUUGGAGUGCAAUUCAAUUGAUGCUGGCAGUUUCAUCGAAAAUCAGGAAAAUGGUCUGAUUUCUUGAAAUACCUUUGAAGUUGUGAAUUAAUUGAUCUCACAGAUAAAGGGAUGUGAGUGAUUUUAGUAAAAUAAAAAGAACAGGAGGGAUUGAACAGGUGCAACUUGAAUAUAUUUAAUUAAUUUGAUUUAAAAUUAAAUUUCAGUAUGAUUUCUUUGGUCUUUGAACUCAAAAGCAAUAAUAGUGUACCAAGUCUUAAUUGUUCCUCUGUUCAAAACCCCAUCCAUCCCUUUGAUAAAUACCUACUGUAUCUGUAUGCCCACAAGCUGGAAUGUUAUUGCUGUGUUCAUGGUUACCACUGCAAGUCAAAACCAGAGCUAUUUCCAGGACUGUGAUUUCAUCCAGAACUUAAUGCUGUUAAUUGUACAUUUAGUUGCUGUAAAAGAAACAUAACAAAGGUUCCACACGAGAGAAGACCCAUCUAUCUUAUAGAAUUGCUACAACUGACAAUUGAUCUAAGAAUCGCCGCAAGAAUAGUUUGAAAGGAGACAAGGUAUCAGUUUCAACUACAUUGCUGAGUCGUUUAUUCCCACAGCCCUCCUGUUGUCUUAUUUUCUGUCGUUAAAUAUGAUUCUUAUUAUUUAAAUGUACUGAAGUUUAAAUGUGUAAGCUGUAGCUUCACUUCAUUGUUACACUGACAGAAUGUGGGAAUCUGAAAAAAGUCAAAAACGUUUCUGCACUUUAGUUAGCUAACCCAAAGGUAUUAUCAGUCAGUGUUAUAUUUGCUGUGUACUCAUCCUAUUGUGUCAUGGAUAUCUGUACUAAUUUUGGUUUAAAAAGCACAAUUCUAUUUUAUUUUAUGCCGCUGUACAGUGUGCAAGCCUGUAUAAAAAUAUUUCACAUCUUUGAUUCUCCAUGUCUAGCGGGAUGUUUGUCUAAAAAGUAAAACAGUUGUCUUUUGGAACUGCAAUGUGUCAGUGAAAAACUAAAAUUUCUUAAAAGCA
Molecule: messenger RNA, 2165 nt
Organism: Lepisosteus oculatus (spotted gar)
Lineage: Eukaryota; Metazoa; Chordata; Actinopteri; Semionotiformes; Lepisosteidae
Gene: slc25a27
Product: solute carrier family 25 member 27
Biological process (GO): response to cold; transmembrane transport
Molecular function (GO): transmembrane transporter activity
Source: RefSeq, a predicted model, not a curated record